AAUCACAAUUGACGUCCGGAUAUCUUUCCAACCGUUUGCAUGUAAAAAGUUUUACAAAAACAAUAAACAGAAAAAGUUACACGAAUAGUUCCAAACUUAACAGAAAUAGAGGCAAAGAAGUUAACGCCCUACUUCACUUCGUCCCCUCCGGAUCUCUCUCACUUUCUCUCUCUCUCUCUCUCUCUCUCUCCUCCCUUAAAUCAUCAUAGAUCCACCAAUGUAGCUUCCUUUCAAGUUUCAUUCAUAACAUGGGCCAUCACCAUCAUCACCGGAAAACCGGUAAAACCCCAAGAUCACAAACCCUCCCUUCUUCCCCAACACAUUCUUCUUCAUCUUCUGAUUUUGAAUUCACUGUGUCGCUUUCGCCCCGAAAAUCAUCCGCAACGAAUCUCUGCCCGGCAGAUGACCUGUUUUACAAGGGCCAGCUUCUUCCCCUACAUCUUUCACCUCGUAUCUCCAUGGUCCGCACCCUCCUGUUGUCCUCCUCCUCCACUUCCUCCUCCGCCACCACCGCCCGCCACUCCUCGGAUUCGCAUUCGUCGUUUUCGACCGACGGAUGCUGCGACUCCUCCCGCCCUAGCUCUGUCACCGAUGACGACCUCCACCUCCACACCAAACUGGUUAAUCCGAAUUCGAAUAACGCUAGCAUCGUCGCCAACAACCACAAAAAACCGAAUAAGUAUUUCUCGUUAUCGAGAUUCUCAUCCGUCUUCCGUAAGGAAACGAAAACGUCGACGAGUAAAGUAGAUCCGGAUAUCAUGGUAUCCGGAUCUUCUGUCAAACGGAUGAGUGCGACAGCUAAAGAAAUGAUAAGAAAAUAUCUGAAAAAAGCAAGGCCGUUGUACGAGAAACUCUCGCAGAAAAGUGCCCCGUCACAUCAGUCGCCUGCUGAGACGACUAAAACUGACGGGGCCAGGAAGGAAAACGAUGUGAUUUCUCACUCGUUUUCCGGAAACCUUAGGUACCCGAGACGUAGAAGCUGCGUGUCAAGUUGCCCAUCGUCGAUGCGGUCAUCGCCUAGCCACUCGGGCAUAUUGUGCCACAACAGUGUGGUGCGAGGAGCCGGCGGCAUCUGCUCGAGCAACUCUUCUUCUAUGGAGGAACUGCAGAGUGCGAUUCAGGGGGCCAUAGCUCAUUGCAAGAACUCGAUGACUCAGAACAAGUAGAAGAUCAGAAGAACAAAGAGGAUAAUAAUAUCUGGAGUGUACAACUGCUUCAGCGCAAGGUACAAGUCGUUAACAGCGUCUGUGAUCUGGAUCUGACUGUUUUUAGUAGAUCGCUAAUUAAUUGAUAGUGCUUUAAAUUAAAAUUUGUAAACUCUUAAGAUUGUUUUUUGUGGACUUGUUUCAAUAACUUAUUUCUAAAUUUUAUUGGUUUUAGGAAUAUUAUUCUAAAUUUUAUAUAAUUUAUUUAGUCU
Molecule: messenger RNA, 1417 nt
Organism: Helianthus annuus (common sunflower)
Lineage: Eukaryota; Viridiplantae; Streptophyta; Magnoliopsida; Asterales; Asteraceae
Product: probable membrane-associated kinase regulator 1
Exons: 1
Coding region: 249-1166 (305 amino acids)
Cellular component (GO): plasma membrane
Molecular function (GO): kinase inhibitor activity
Source: RefSeq, a predicted model, not a curated record